Dermacentor silvarum is the source of this 9828-nucleotide messenger RNA. Its product is annotated as protein scribble homolog. Gene Ontology annotation, molecular function: protein binding. Gene Ontology annotation, biological process: neurotransmitter receptor transport, endosome to postsynaptic membrane; neurotransmitter receptor transport postsynaptic membrane to endosome. Gene Ontology annotation, cellular component: adherens junction; postsynaptic membrane; postsynaptic density. The record is from RefSeq and is a predicted model, not a curated record. Lineage: Eukaryota; Metazoa; Arthropoda; Arachnida; Ixodida; Ixodidae.
CCCGCGUUUGUGCUGUUCAGCUGUCCGUGACGGGUCUGGGGAGGCGAAGCCGGGGAUCGUCGGCUGUUGACGUCAUGGUCGUGGUCCGUCGGGCCGUAUCUGUUGUGUUUUGUUAGGUCUCAAGAAUGUGAUGGUGCACACCGGUGCUGUAGCCUGUGCCAGGUUGUGAUCUUCGUGUGGGAACGUGUGUGUGUGUUUGCCUGUGUGCAUCGCGUGCUUGUGUGCGCGCGUGUGCCAUGCCGGGGUGUGCCGUCUCCUGAGGAGCAAUGUUCCGCUGUAUUCCACUGUUCCGUGGGUGCAACCGUCAAGUCGAGUACAUCGACAAGAGACACAGUAACUUGUUCAAUAUACCGGACGAUGUGCUGAGGUACGCGAGGACGUUAGAAGAGCUGCUUCUAGAUGCCAAUCACAUUCGCGACCUGCCGAGAGGUCUUUUUCGACUCACGAAGUUGCGGAGGUUAAGUGUCAACGACAAUGAAAUCUCCCAGCUUCCUGCGGACAUUGCCAACUUGAUGAAUCUGGUCGAUUUGGAUGUGAGCAAAAACGAUAUUCAAGAAAUACCGGAGAACAUAAAGUACCUCAAAUCCCUCCAGAGCGCAGAUUUCAGCAGCAAUCCACUUUCUAAACUUCCUGCUGGUUUUGUACAGCUCCGAAGCUUAACAGUAUUGGGUCUUAAUGAUGUCUCAUUAACACAGCUGCCCCAUGACUUUGGAAGUUUAUCAAAUCUUGUGUCCUUGGAACUGCGGGAAAACUACUUGAAAGGGUUGCCACUCUCGUUUGCAUUCCUUGUAAAACUUGAGCGGCUAGAUCUCGGCAGCAAUGACUUUGAGGAACUGCCUGUCGUUGUGGGGCAACUCUCCAGCCUUCAGGAGCUAUGGCUUGACUCUAACGAGCUUUCUACACUGCCUAAGGAAAUCGGGCAGCUGAGGCGGCUCAUGUGCCUUGAUGUGUCUGAGAACAAGUUGAGCCACCUUCCGGAUGAGCUCUGUGACCUAGAGUCUUUGACGGACCUUCACUUCUCCCAGAAUUACCUGGAGGCCCUUCCUGAAGACAUUGGCCGGUUAAGGAAGCUCACCAUCUUUAAGGUUGACCAGAACAGGCUGGGAAGCCUGCCAGAGUCAAUCGGGGACUGUGUGAGCCUGCAGGAGUUGAUCCUGACAGACAACCUGCUGGCAGAGCUGCCUGCAUCGAUAGGGAGAUUGGUGAAUUUGAACAACCUGAAUGCCGACUGCAACCAGCUGUCGGAGUUGCCAGCCGAGAUAGGUCAGCUGGUGCGGCUGGGUGUGCUGUCGCUGCGUGAGAACUGCCUCCAGAGGCUCCCGCCCGAGACUGGCACGCUGCGGCGGCUGCAUGUGUUGGAUGUGUCUGGGAACAGGCUACAAAAUCUGCCUUUGACAGUGACUGCGUUAAAUUUGAAGGCGCUGUGGCUGGCCAAGAACCAGUCUCAGCCCAUGCUCAAGUUCCAGACCGACUUGGAUGAAGCCACGGGUGACAAGGUGCUGACCUGCUUUCUGCUGCCACAGCAGGAUGACCAUACAGAAAGCAUGGAAAAUCUGCUACGAGACAGCACAGAACAGGACAGUCGGCUGAGCUGGGACCAAAAGGCUGAAAACCGCUCGUCAGCUGUGAAGUUUGUCGAGGAGGCUGUUGAAGAGAAACCAGACAAGGAACUUGAGACUCAAUUUGUUCGUCAUGACACUCCUCAUCCGAAAGAGCUGAAGGCACGGCACCAGAAGUUUGUGCAGAAGGCCAAAAACAUUGAUGGCCACGUAAUGUCACAUUCAGAUGAGGAUGGGGAAGUUGGUGUGUACCGACCACAUCGAGCCAGCACUGGGUCCAUGCAGUCAGCAUCAUCCAUUGAGACAGCACCUUGCCAGUCACGAGAAGGGGAGCCCAUUGGCCGACCUGGGAGUGUAAGUGACCAGGAGCCCGACGGCCGGCCCACGUCUGUUUCCGAGGAAGAAGCACAGCACAUGGCACGGGUCGCGCACAACGGAAUGGCCCCGCCAGCUCAGGGUGGCGGCAGCCCUGAGUCUUCAGGGGACGAGGAUGACAACAAAAGGGAAUAUGACCGACAUGUGGCAUUCACACAUGAUGGGCCUGAAGAACCAGCAGAUCGACAGAAUCGACUUCAUCGGCGCGACACACCUCACCAUCUCAAGAACAAGAGGAUCCAUGUAGGCAGCACUCGUGAGGACCAGGAGAAGGUGGCAUCCAUAUUGAUGCAAGCCCUUCAUAGGCCAGAAGGCGAAGAACCAUUGCCGCCACCUCCUCCUUCACCACCACAAGAGCGCCAAGCAGUUGAUUCUGAAUCAGAGAUGGAUGGGGCAAACACAUCGUUUGGAGAAAGUGUUGCGCCUGCUGCUGUUGUGGAGGAGCACAUGAGGAUAUGCGUGGAAAGGAAUGCUUUGGGUCUUGGGCUGAGCGUGGCUGGUGGGAAAAAUUCGACACCGUUCAAAGGGGACGAUGAGGGUAUAUUUAUUUCUAAGAUAACGGAGGGUGGACCAGCAGAACGGGCGGGGCUUAGAGUCGGCGACAAGAUUCUCUCUGUGAACAAUGCAUCUGUGGUGGACAUUGAUCAUUACGAGGCUGUGAAUACACUCAAGGCAGCAGGCAACAAGAUCUCCCUGCUUAUAGCACGAGAAGUUCAGCGGCCCACAUCUUCCUUGGCAAGGGAGCCAGUGACAGCUGCAGCAGCGCCAUCUAAGGUGCCACUGCAGCAGGUGCACUCUGAGCCUCUUCGUCCUCUGGAGGAAGAGCCCCUUCCUUCAUCGAGGGCGUCUCCUGUAUCAGUGCCCCAGCAGAGGGUGCGACAGCCUGCUGCCAGUGGAGGACCCCAGAACUUGCUGGCUCCCUUGCCGCCGGGAGGGGGUGACCUGCACUCACUCCCUACGACACCAGAGCCACGCACGCCUGAGCCAGACUUUGAGACCAAACGAGAGAUCAUCUAUACGACGUUGAUUAGGGACCACAAUGGCCUGGGGUUCAGCAUAGCUGGAGGCAAAGGAGGCACACCAUACAAAGACGGAAGCCAAGGCAUCUUCAUAUCACGGAUAGCAGAGGGGGGAGCUGCAGCGCGCGAUGGCAAGCUGGCUGUUGGCGACCGUGUUCUGUCCAUCAACGGCAUUGACAUGGACGGAGUGCGGCACGAUCAGGCCGUGGCCAUGCUUACGGGACUCGAACGCUUUGUGCGACUGGUCGUACAAAGAGAGGAACUGGUGCUGAGAGACCCCAAUGCCAAGCCCCAGCAGCAGCCAUCACUGCCCACUGCUACGACUCUGACGACGGCGGCAACGACGACAACCAGCAGGCCUUACGGGGGAAGUCUGUACUCCUCCUCGUCGUACAUGGCCAACCGGCCGUCAUAUUUGGGUGGAUACAAGAGGCCUGGACCCAUCAGCAGUGUGGGAAGUGCUGGUGACGAGGCAGCUGCUGGUGAGAAGCAGCCUGCAGGCACAAAGACCACAUACUCCAUUUACACCAAGCUGCCGGGGCUGAGAAACGACACCACCACCUUGACAGGGAGUGCGCCACACCCAGUCCUCUCACACCAGCCAUAUUCCUUCCCUAGUGCACAGCGAGAUCCACCUCUGCCUGCAGCACACCCUUCAGAGCCCAUCUAUGCCAAUAGUGGAGACCAUGGUGGUCUUGGCACCUCAUUGUCAUCAUUUCGUCCUGCUCGUGUCAUGCCAAAUGCCAUUGGCAAUGGCUUCCCACCAGCGGCGGGGGGCGUGCAGACAGUCACUCCAAACCCAUCGUCUUCACCAUCAUCCCAGCGGUUGAAAGGUCCCCUGGUGACAGUGACGAUUCAGCAGCCAGAUCCCUACGCGCCUCUGGCCACUGAGUUCCCCCCAGCACCAAAGACCCUGGGACGCACCACUGAGGUGAUCACACGAACGACUUUAACCGAGACGACGACAACUCGGGUCACCAACAAUGUCCUGUCACUCACACCUGGCUCAGAAGAGGAUGUCACACUUGUGAAAGCUGGUGGCCCUUUGGGCUUGAGUAUUAUUGGUGGCACGGAUCACCCUUGCCAUCCAUUCGGUGCUGAUGAGCCUGGUAUCUUUGUGUCUAAGAUAGUGCCAGAAGGAGCAGCGUCGAAAUGUGCAAGGCUACGAGUGGGUGACCGCCUGCUCAAGGUCAACGGCAUGGACGUGACCAAGUGCACACACCAGGACGCAGUGAUGGCCUUGUUGGACCCAUCGUACCAGGUGGUCCUCACCGUCCGCCACGACCCACUCCCAACGGGCUGGCAGGAGCUCGUGAUUCAGCGAGAACCAGGAGAGAAGCUGGGGAUGAACAUCAAGGGAGGUGUUCAGGGGCAUUCCGGGAACCCGGCCGAUCCGACCGAUGAAAGCAUCUUUAUUUCAAAGGUCAACACGAAUGGUGCAGCACUUAGGGAUGGCAGGCUCAAGCCAGGAAUGCGAAUUAUUGAGGUGAAUGGCCUGUCUUUGCUGGGAGCUACACACCAGGAGGCUGUGAACAUUCUGAGGACUGCCGGCGAUACCAUACGGCUCGUGGUCUGUGACGGCUACAAUGCUGCUACGACUCCAGGCGGUGACUCUCCUUGCCAGGGAGGCUCGCUGAAGACUGCUGCCUCUGUGUCCUCCAUCGAUCACGAGGAUGAGGUGACACUUGCCCUGAGGGAGGAGCAAAGUGCACUCAGAGAAACAGCCCAGUGGGAAAAAGAGGACCGUGAUACCAUAGAAAGGCUGAAGAAGGAGAGGGAUGCAGACUCGCACAGCUUGCACAGCUUCACCUCUGUCUCCUCACAGCACUCGGGCAAAGCACUGGCCACCCUGCCCGCUGACGGCAAGGCAGUGGCGUUGCCUGCAGACAGUAAGUCAGUGGAGCAGCGUGUCAUGGAAGUGGUCCGAGCCGCUGAGCAGCUUGUGAGUCCUGCCCUGGCCGCAGCUGCGACUUCAGUGACGCCCGCAGCCACUUCUGUGCCUGCAAGCGAGCAGAAGACUACAACUGUUAUCAUGACCAAGAAGUCAGUCAGCCACCCACCAGCCUCAGCAGCGGCCACGCUCGUCAGGAGUGACCGGCCGCAGGUAUCGCCUCCUCCUCCUCCCCCCCCUCCUGCAACAACCUCCUCUGCCCCCUCGACCCUCCAGCACCACCCCCCUCCUGCUCACUCUGGUGACGACGUCUUCCUCCCAUCUUCCCCACCUCGGGACGAUCGCAAUGGUGGUGGUGGUGGUGGCGGCAGCCCUGUGGAGAAUGGUGGGACACUCCCUCCUAGUGCCUCUUCUCUCCUGCCGGAGCCCUCUCGGCCCAGCAAACCUUCCAAACUUAGCCUGGGUCCUAAGCCUGUUCCCCCUCCCAAGCCCAGAAAGCUCCAGGGCUUGGUGACUGAGCCCGAGUCACUGACCUUCAUUGAGAAGAAGCACCAUUUUGAAAGCAUGCAGCAGCAGCAACAGGGCUCACUUCACAGCACCCAGGCAUCAGAGGCAAAACGCUUCAGCUUCUUGUCCGAAAGUGAACUGCAGAAACUGCGUGAGGAGCAGGAGAGCAAGCAUGAUGGCAGGUGGUCUCGCCAGGAGGAAAGUUGUGAAGAGGAGGAGGGCGAUGAGGACGAAGUUGAUGAUGAUGUUGACAUGCCUCCCGCUGCUGCACACCUGGCUGAAACUGAAGUGGACAGCCCCAUGUCAGUGGAGACGGAGCCCGUGCGGCAGGUGCCCAUCCCAGCAGUGCGCACCCUGAAGGCUGAGCGGCGCCUACAGGAGCGCCAACUGCAGCAGCCCGACGAGGAAGAGGACAAGGAGGCCCAUCCUCUGGGCCUCACGGACACUGAGCAGAGGGCGCUAGAGGCCGAGAAGAGGGCAGCAUGGCGACAGGCCAGAAUGAAGUCUCUGGAAGAAGAUGCAGUCCAGGCUCAGGCCAUGCUGGCUCGAAUGACAGAGGGCGUAGAGGCCCGGCCUGUGUCGCCCAUUUUUAAGGCUGUCAACAUCAACAUCGAUGAAGCUGCUGAGCAGCAGACACCAAGGGAGCAGACGAGGAGAGGUGAUGAUGAAAACAGCAACAACCUGGAGCAUCCAGAACUUGACUCUGACAGGGAGCAGAGCUUGGGGCACAAGGCGCUGCUCGGCGACGAAGAGCUGCCUCGGCUGGUGCUGACGCUGCGCGACGGGCAGACAUGCACGGUGGAGCGGGAGCACGUCGUGGACGAGACGGUGUCCCGCCGCAUUGAGCGAGUCAUCGAUCCCCAGACUGGGGAGUCCCGCCUGCGCACGCUCGAGUUUGUUGAGAAAGUGGUCGAGAAAGAGAUUGAGACAACAACUGAGAAGAUCCUUUCUCUGGAGCUACAUGGGAGGCACGAAGAUGCCACCAAUGACAAUGGGAACUGCGAGGAUGAGGCCGUCGGCGACGAAGGAGACCUUCCUUCGCCCACGUCUGAUCAAGGGCCAGGCCCAGCACUAGCCAAGAAGAAGAAACGGAGGCGGUCCAAGCGCAGAUGAGGCUGCCAGUGCACCAACAAGCGCUUGCUGCCAGUUGGGGAAGAGAGAAGGCCCCGGUUGUCACACCCCAAGCCUUCUGUUCAUCCUCCCAAUCCAAACCCCUACCCCCCUUCAUCACUUCACCAUGUGCAACUGAAACACUGUGUGUUUUGCAUCCAUUCCGUCCUCCCCUCAUGUUUCUGUUUUGUUGUUGCACCUUCAUUGAGCACGUGAGGUGCAUGUGUUUACAUAGUGAGGCAGCUUCUCCCAAGCCGUCUCAGUGGCAUGUGGCGCAAUGUGUGGUAGUGUGGACGAGGGCGAGUAGUGUCUGCUUGCAAACCUGACCUAACCAUUCUCCCGCUCUUACCUUAGCUCGCUCAUGGUGGAUAGUUUGCUGUUGGUAUGACUUGUUUGUCUUGAGUGCUUCCCCGCAAGUGGUAAUCUGUUAAUUUUCUACUGUCUUUUAUUUCUUGUUGCUGAGAUCGUCUGAAUGGUGCCCACCAUUCAUUAUUUAUAGUGCCUUUUAUAGACCUAUAAGUAUUCUUAUAGUAAUAAGGGCCAUUGAUCAUUUGCCCUCACAUAGUGCUUCAACCAUGAUCCAGCAAUCGCAGUUUUGCAGGAAAUUUACAGGUUUCAGUGAGCUUAGCACACCUGUCAUUUGUGUCACUGGAGUAGGCAAGUUCUGCCCACAGUGGUCAUUUACUAAGGCCAAAUGCAGACAUGGUAGGAAUUCAGCCACCUUGUCUUUAUUGACGUUUUACCAAUGUUGUAGUUGGCUAGUCUAACUAUCUCCUAGCAUGUCCUUUAUUCAAAAGAUACAGCUUAUGUUUAACCAUGUCGCACCAAUGCCAGGCGUGCUAGCUUCCAAUGCCACACUAGCAUGCUAUUUGAGAAUUGAAAAUUGUGUUUGGCUAGCCAUUUGCCAUCAUCUGCAUAAAGCGAGGCUACUUUAUUGCCACUGUUGUUGGCAUCAGUCCUUCAUUUUUAUGGAAUUCUCUUUAUUUGACAUUUUUGUCCUUUUGGUGUGCCCAGUAGCAGUGCAUCAUGCUCUCCCGGCAGCGUCGCAGCCUGGCGUUGUAGACGGGAGCUGCCCUUAUGAGCGAGUCUGUCCUGUCCUACACUUUGCAGGUGUCUGAGGCAAAGUGUUGUUGGCAGACAGAUAGAAAGGCUAAAUGACUUGAUAUGAUGGCACACUUCAAGAUUAGAAAAAGAAAAGACCAUCUUAAAAAAGAACUCUCAGACUUUUAAUUUUUUAGAAACAUUUUUGCUUAGCUACUUUCCCUCAAGUUUUCUUUUUAUUGUUAUUAUUAUUAUUAUUAUUUAUAAUCGCUACCAAACCUUCUCAACAGAUUUCCCUAAGUUUACUGUGCUCUGCUUGGCCAUCCAAUAGCAUUGACCAUUGCAUGCUGCCAUUGUUCAUGAUUUCUCAAAACCAGCUGCUGGAAUGAAAUGCCUCGCAGAAUUUGAACUUGCAGAGCAGGGAAAACAGGCCAUUUAUGAACUUGUAGCAUGAGCUGCUUAACUGAUUAAAAGGCUGCCCCUGCGCUGGCGUUACAGGGUCACGCCUUUUUCUUUUCUUUCUCUUAGAUAGCUUGUUAUCAUUUCGCAUGAAAAGUGCUACCUGCAACAGUAGCACACGCUAGUGUGUUUGGUAGUGUUAUUGGGAUUGAUCAAACCAACCAUUGACUUGUACCUUCUAUGCAUGAGUGUUUUAUCUCCAUUGGUGAGCUGGUUGUUCCUCAUGCAAGCUAUGCCCUGACCUUCUUACCUCUCUGUGCCAGGUUGUAUGGCACUCAUUGUUGCUCCAUUUUCACUCUUAGCUUUAAGCAAAUGUUGAUUUCUCUGCUUUGUAAAAAGAGAGAGACAUGCUGAUUGCACCAUGCAUGUUUUAUUCCUCACAGCAUGACUAUUUAUUCGUCACCAAACGCUCAGCACUUGUGGGUUGCGCCCCCUUUAAUUUAUCUGCCAUGCUGUAGCAUAGGCCUUUGGGCACAAACAAUGCCUCAGAUAUGAGUUGCGGGCUAAGCGUAGCUCAUUUUUAUUAUUCUUGAGCAUAGUAACUAGAGUUGCAUGAACUUUUGUUCAGGAAGCAACCUUUUGAUUUCUUUAUGCCAUACCAUCACUCCCUUAAAUGGUGUAACACCAAGAAACUGUCAUUUCUUUUGAUCUUGCCCUAGCCUAUAGAGAUAAUGAGCAUGUAGAAACAUUUCGAAAGCAGAAGUUCUCAAAUUCCCUUCUUAAAAGCUAAGAAUAAUGUGCCUGGCAUCGCGUAAUCCUGUACAACACUGCGGGCAGUGAAAAACAGUUGUUUUUACAUCGUGAUGCUCUUUGCCACUUGCAAGUGUUCAUUUCUUGUGGUUGCAAUUGGUGACAGCUCUUUCAAUUUUUUUAGGUGGUUGAGGUUGCAUCUCACUUGCAAGUGGGGAGUUCUUUUUUACUCUCACUCUUCUAUACCGUGUUCAGUAAUAAUCAACUGGACCUUCAUGCUAUUGUUAUAAUGCGUCAACAUUUAAGUUGUGCUUGUUUGGACACUGUAAUAGUGUGGACUGUUCCCUCGUGUUUGAAACAUUCCCCUUUGAGAUGCACUUGAAUGCUACAAUGAAAGAAGAAAAAAAAAAUCUUACCACCACAUCUUUGUUUUCUGGUGUCUUUUUAGCUUGAUUCUUUGCUGGUCUGGCAGUAUUCGAGUGCUCUUCAGAGCCAAGGCUUUUGCUGCCUCUGCAUUGACCGCUUGUGUUCCCAGACAAUGUAGAUCACACUAUGGAAUGUUGACAGUUGAUGCUCCUUCCUCACCCACACACUUCAUACUUCUAACUGCCACCACAUGGCGUGUCUUCGGUGCUUGUUAUAGACUACAUCGUAUUGUUGCUUUGUUUCUGAAUGGUGUGGAUGACACAUUUUAGGCCACAUUUAGGCAUUGUCGACUGACAAAAAGGACAGGGUGUACUUUUCAUGCGCUAGUAAAUCGGCUGACGUAUUAAGCACACCUGGAAAGGAGUUUGUGACGACCCAUCAUGACAUUGUCCCCCCCAUCACGUGCCAAGACAGACACCAAAUUGCACUGUUCUUGUGCAGUAUACAAACAAAAGCUGUGUUGUCACUUCAGCAUGCUUCAUGUGGUGGUGGUUGUCAGAACCAAGUAAGAGAGGCCCUUAAUGCCUCGAAACUGAAACUCCAUCAAGCAGUAUGGUGGUAGUGGUGCAGGAACUCUACACUCUUUGUAUCAGCCAACUGAAUUUCAUGUUUGGGCUCAUGUUUAACACUUCAUAUAGAAUUCCUUGUGUGUUCUUGUUUUGUAUUCUCUGUACAUAGAAGAAGGUAUAGAGAUAAAAGAGGUAGCUGUAAUGUAUCAUACCAGUUUUAUUAAAGGCAUUGUACAAAAGAA